Messenger RNA from Naegleria gruberi, 2257 nucleotides. RefSeq lists its product as uncharacterized. The record is from RefSeq and is a predicted model, not a curated record. The coding region runs from base 1 to 2148 and encodes 715 amino acids. Lineage: Eukaryota; Heterolobosea; Eutetramitea; Acrasida; Naegleriidae. The transcript has a single exon.
AUGUUAACUGUUCGACUUCCCAAGGAGCCGACAGUUGACUUUAAUCAAAUUCGUGAUGAUUUAAUUAAAUCUGAUGAAUAUCUUUGCUCUGGAAAUUUACAAGAUUACGUUCUGACAAAAUAUCAAAAUUGUGAAGAGUUUGUUCGUGAAUGGAUUAUUGAAGAUUUGCAAAACAAGAAGAAAAAUGUUUAUUCGAAACAUGAAGAAAUUAUCAAGUUGAAAGAACUCCAUGAUGAUUUAAAAUAUGAAAUUAUUCAAUUCAUUCCGACAUGUUCAUCCACUUUCAAAGACGAAACUUCUCCCCUAUUCGACACUCAACUAAUCACCCUUCACAAAAUGAGACUAAUCUCCAAAAAAUUCAAUUCAAUAAUGAUUCACAGAAUUCUCACUCUUUCUCACAUGGAAAUUGAUUUAUCUCACCCAUUAACAAAAUCACAUUUUUACAAUUUGUUAAAUGCUCAAGCUGAGUACAAAUUAGAACAAAAUAAUUUCAAUUCUCAAGAAUUACUCUUAAUCAAAAAUCAAUUGGAACAAGAAACAAAUCGAACCAUGGGUUUAGGUUUUCAAUCUCCAUUGAGUUUUGAAAAUUAUCCUGCAUUGCCCUUUACACGUGAAGAAUUGAAAGAAUAUAAGAAAGCACUCUGCCAAACAUUCAAGAAACCAAUUAAUAAUAAUAAUAGGGUUGAACGUUACAAAAUUAAGAAUGUUAAUACUACAAUUGAGAGUCUGGUUGUGGAAAUAAGUAUGAAUCAAUUAUCAUCUAUCGAACAACAUGGUGAUGAAUUUUCAUCCAUUGCUGAUAAUUGCAAACAUUUGAAAAAGCUCUAUGUAGUUUCUGAUAGAUUUAGCGUACCUGAUGAUUGGACAGUAUUUGAAUCUUUGGAGGAAAUACAUUUUUGCAGUAGCGUUUCAGUACUUGAUUUGAAUUCUGAAAAUGUAAAGAGUUUUUUGAAUUUCCUAUUUUCUGAAUGCCCAAAACUCCACUCCAUUACAUUUUCUCCUUUCAUCCAAAACUAUCCAAUUUCUAAACUUGAGAAGUAUUUAAACCCCCAAAGAUGGCAUAAUCGCAGCUUUAAAAAGAUGAAUAUUUUCAUUAAGGAAGAGAAUGGUGAGAAUACUCUAGUCAAAUCAUUCGACAGCCCUUCAGAAUAUUUAAAAAAAGAGGUCAGCAUCUUUCUAUCGUCCAAGUCAUCACACUUAAGCAAGAAUGUUUUCAGAGAAUUGGAGAAAAUCUAUGGUAAUUCAUUUAUAAGAAAACAAUUUCCAGGAAUGCUUUUUUCAUCCUUUUUGGAUCCAUCCUCAUUUGAAGAAUUGAGAAAGUUUAGAGAUUUGUGUGAUUAUGCUUUCAAAGAAAGAUGUAUCCCAAUUCAAUAUUUGGAUUUGUUGAAUUUUUGCACUACUUGUUUUAUACAACCUUUCAUGAUUCAGUAUAUUUGCUAUCUAUGCAAUGAAUAUCAAGAGUCUCGAUUAUUUGUCAUAGAAUUGAUGCAAGAUACGCAUAUGAAUACCUUUUCACAUGCUUUGAGAUUCAUUAAUUUUGGAUGGGAUUUUAGAAAGCCAAAGGCACUUAAUAACCUAGUUCAAUUAUUUACUAAUGUUGAUACAAUCAUACCCAUUCUUGAUAACUUCCCAAUCAAUGAUGAAACCCUAUUGAGAUUAUUAAGAAAGUUUAUCAUUGGUUCAUUUGGCUCAGUUUAUCAACAUGAACAUCAGGACCAAAUUAAUCUUUUCAUUUGUCAUCUUCUUUCUCAUAAUCCAAGAAGGCUUUGUGAAUAUUUGGUUGAAGAAAGAAUCCAUUUCACAUUGCUAUCCAAACCAUGCAGUAUUCCAUUACUUGCUGCCUUGUUCUAUACCCGCACCUCUCACUUCCUUUAUGCCAUUAUUAAGGAAAUGGAUCAAGACAUAUUCAACAGAUUGGGUGUGAACGAAAGAGGAGAUUCCAUUCUUCAUCUCCUUUUAUAUUUGAGAGAUGAUUCCUUUUCUUUGGAUUAUAGUCUAUUGUGUGAAAUUGUAAAAAAGAAUUCAAAUUUGUUGAACUUGGAAAAUGCCAAAUCCCAAACACCUCUCCAAAUCAUGACGAAAACAGAACAAACAGCAAAAUUGGUCUUGAAGGAACUCAAACGUACUAUUAAGGAUGUGAAAUUUUAAGUCAAUUAUUUAAUUUUGUAAAAUGUUUUAGAGAUUUUAUUCUCACAACAAUUCAAAUGAUGAUUCCUAGUAGAAUUCCUAGUAUAAAAACUGUCAACAUUCGAAUAUU